AUGAAUAAAUUACUCUUAGUCAUUCCUUUCCUUCUCUUGGCAAGUACUUACUAUGUAUUCAGAAGUGAUGCAUUACUUAUGGAUUCUACUGAUGAUGAAAGCUACCUAGAACCUGAUACUAAUCCAGGCUGUGCUAGAGUUACCUACACCUAAUGGAAGACUUGUAUUUAUAAUGCAAGAAUUCCUAAAUGUGACGAUUUACCUGAAAACUAAAGAUCAUCAUGCUAUAAUGCAAGCUACCUCGCCACUAAGUAAAUGUGGCCUUCUGUUCCUACUGCAACUUGUGCUUGCACCUAGUUCUGGAAGAACUUUGAAAGGGCAAAUGCCAAUGAUUAUAUCGAUUUUGAUGGAAGCUACCAUAGAUGUUUCAGCAAGAGUACUUUAAUUGCUGGUGCCAAAUCUGACAAAUUCUACUAUACCAGAAUAUUCGCACCUCAGUAUUUGACAUGUGCUGGAUUAAGAUCAUAUUGA
Molecule: messenger RNA, 471 nt
Organism: Tetrahymena thermophila SB210
Lineage: Eukaryota; Ciliophora; Oligohymenophorea; Hymenostomatida; Tetrahymenidae
Product: P28 protein
Exons: 1
Source: RefSeq, a predicted model, not a curated record